This is a messenger RNA of Cajanus cajan (pigeon pea), 3877 nucleotides long. RefSeq names its product putative LRR receptor-like serine/threonine-protein kinase At1g74360. The record is from RefSeq and is a predicted model, not a curated record. Gene Ontology annotation, molecular function: ATP binding; protein kinase activity; protein binding. Gene Ontology annotation, biological process: protein phosphorylation. Lineage: Eukaryota; Viridiplantae; Streptophyta; Magnoliopsida; Fabales; Fabaceae.
CACUAAUAUUCAAUAAAAUAAACCCGUACCUCAGCAUGAUAUCAUUGAGAAGAAGUAAAAAUGGAAAAUAAAGAGAGGAGGGAGAGUGUUGUUGAGAGUUCAAUUUUGCUGUCCACCACCACCUGGCAGAGGCAGACCAUUCCAAUGGCUUCACAGUUUUAGCCUUUAGGCCUUCAAAGAUUCACUUAUUUUAUUCCCUGGCACAACCACCAAGUACAUGAGUUUUUCUCAAAGAAGAAAAGCACAUAGCACAAGAGAAGCACCAUUAUUAAUGUCAGAGCAGGAAACCGAUUCAUGGGGCUUCCUGUUUGUCUGUUUCUUGAUCCUUUUCUCAGGUAAAUUAGUUGCUGGGGAUUCUUUUAAUUCAUUGGACUCGGACAAACAAGUUUUGCUGAAGCUGAAAACGUACUUGCAAACCCAAACUCGUGCAAAUAGAGGAGGCUACACCAGCUGGAACAAGAACAGUUCAAACCCUUGUGUGUGGUCAGGAAUCAGGUGCGGGUUCUUCAACAACACAGCACGGAGGGUUGUGAAAGUAGACAUCUCUGCCAGUGACAUAUAUGGUAACAUAUUCCCCAACUUUUCUCAGCUCACUGAGCUCACACACCUUGACAUCUCUUGGAACUCUCUCUCUGGGGUCAUUCCUGAGGACUUGAGGAGGAGCCACAAGCUUGUGUAUCUUAACCUCUCUCAUAAUACUCUUGAGGGGGAGUUGAAUUUGAAGGGCUUGGCACAGUUGCAGACACUGGACUUGUCUGUUAACAGGUUUGUUGGGGGACUUGGGGUGAGUUUUCCUGCCAUUUGUGAGAACUUGGUGACUUUGAAUAUUUCAGACAAUCACUUGAGUGGUGAGGUUGGUGGUUUCUUUGACCAAUGCUUGAGGCUGCAGUAUUUGGAUUUGAGCACCAACCAUCUUAGUGGGGCCCUAUGGAGUGGGUUUUCCAGGCUGAGGGAGUUUUCAGUGUCAGAGAAUUUUCUCCAUGGGGUUGUUUCUCCUCAGGCUUUUCCAAGGAACUGUAGCCUUGAAAAACUGGAUCUUUCGGUGAAUGAAUUUGUUGGUGAGGCCCCCAAGGAGGUUGCUAACUGCAAGAAUUUGGUGGUUCUUAACCUCUCUAGUAACAAGUUCAGUGGAGAUGUUCCAAGUGAAAUUGGUUCCAUUUCUGUUCUUGAGUCAUUGUUCUUGGGGAACAACACUUUCUCAAGGGAUAUCCCAGAGGCCCUUUUGAACUUGACCAAUUUGUUCAUCUUGGAUUUGAGCAGAAACGGAUUUGGUGGGGAGGUGCAGAAGAUUUUUGGGAAAUUCAAGCAAGUCAAGUUUCUUCUGCUGCACUCAAAUUCCUACACUGGAGGGUUGAACACAUCAGGCAUUUUCACUUUGACCAACCUUAGCCGCUUGGAAUUGAGUUCCAAUAACUUUUCAGGUCCAUUACCUGUUGAAAUCUCACACAUGUCUCGACUCACUUUCUUAACCUUAACCAACAACCAGUUCACUGGACCUGUUCCAUCUGAAUUGGGAAAGUUGACUUACCUUGUGGCACUUGAACUUGCCUUCAACAAUUUCAGUGGCUCAAUUCCACCGAGCCUUGGAAAUUUGACUUCUCUCUUGUGGUUAAACCUUGCAAAUAAUUCAUUAACAGGAGAAAUCCCACUAGAGUUGGGAAACUGCUCAAGCUUGUUGUGGUUGAACCUUGCAAACAACAAACUCUCUGGAAAAUUUCCUCCUGAGCUAACAAGAAUUGGUAGGGAUGCAACGGCCACAUUUGAAUCAAAUAAAAAAAGCAUAGGCCAAGUUGUUGCUGGCAAUAGUGAAUGCUCAUCAAUGAAGAGAUGGAUACCUGCUGAUUACCCUCCAUUCAGCUUUGUGAAUACCAUCCUAACAAGGAAGAAUUGUAGGGCCCUUUGGAACAGGUUGCUCAAAGGAUAUGGUAUUUUCCCCACUUGUGAAUCUGAGCCCUCUUCUAGAUCAUCACACAUAUCAGGGUAUGUUCAGCUAACUGGUAACCAGUUGAGUGGUGAUAUUCCUUCAGAAAUUGCGACCAUGGUGAACUUCAGCAUGUUGCAUUUGGGGGAUAACAAGUUCACUGGGAAAUUCCCUCCGCAGAUGGUAACUUUGCCACUUGUAGUCUUGAACAUGACUAGAAACAAUUUUUCUGGUGAAAUUCCAAAUGAAAUUGGCAGCAUGAAGUGCCUAGAGAAUCUUGAUUUGUCUUGGAACAAUUUCUCUGGAGCAUUUCCUAUAAGUUUGGCACACUUGGAUGCGCUUAGCAGGUUCAACAUAUCAUACAAUCCCCUCAUAUCAGGUAUAGUCCCACCAGCUGGACACUUACUCACUUUUGACAAGGACUCAUAUUUGGGUGACCCUCACUUGAACCUCCCUGAGUUCUUAAACUCAUCUGGCGACAGAAAUAGCACUCUACACAUAGUCUUGAAAAAUCCCACAAAAUGGUCUUUGAUUUUGGCUGUAGCCCUGGCUGUCAUUGUCUUUGGACUUCUUUUCCUUGUAAUAUGUUUCUUGGUGAAAAGUCCAUCAGUGGAACAAAGAUACCUCAUGAAGAACACAAAGAAGCAAGCACAUGACUCAGGAAGCUCAGGAUCCUCAACAUGGUAUUCCGACACUGUUAAGAUAUUCCACCUGAACAAGACAGUUUUCACACACGCAGACAUCUUGGAAGCAACCUCCAACUUCACAGAGGAGAGAGUGAUAGGAAGGGGUGGCUAUGGAACAGUGUAUAGAGGGAUGUUUCCAGAUGGGAGAGAAGUGGCAGUGAAGAAGCUACAAAGGGAAGGAACUGAGGGGGAGAAAGAAUUCAGAGCUGAAAUGAAGGUUCUCAGUGGUCAAGGCUUUAACUGGCCUCAUCCAAACCUUGUCACACUCUAUGGCUGGUGCCUCUAUGGUUCACAGAAAGUACUUGUUUAUGAGUACAUAGGAGGUGGAAGCUUGGAGGAAGUUGUGACAGACACAAAAAGGUUGACAUGUAGAAGGCGCAUAGAAGUGGCAAUUGAUGUUGCUAGAGCACUAGUCUUUCUACACCAUGAGUGUUACCCUGCUAUUGUGCACAGAGAUGUGAAAGCUAGUAAUGUGUUGCUAGACAAGGAUGGAAAGGCCAAGGUAACAGACUUUGGACUUGCUAGGAUUGUUGAUGUUGGAGAUAGUCAUGUGAGUACUGUAGUGGCUGGCACAGUGGGGUAUGUGGCACCAGAAUAUGGACAAACAUGGCAAGCCACCACAAAAGGGGAUGUGUAUAGUUUUGGGGUGUUGGCUAUGGAGCUAGCAACUGGGAGAAGAGCAGUGGAUGGAGGGGAAGAGUGUUUGGUGGAGUGGACUAGGCGUGUUAUGAUGGAUUCUGAGAGACAAGGGUUAGCUCAAUCUCAAUCUUUGCCAGUGUUGUUGAAGGGUUCAAAGGAGAUGGGGGAGUUGCUCCAUGUUGGAGUGAAGUGCACACAUGAUGCACCACAGGCUAGGCCUAACAUGAAGGAGGUUCUAGCUAUGCUCAUUAAGAUAUACAAUCCCGUUGGGGACUCAAAUUAUGGCCACCUUGUCUAGUCUUUUUGGAUUUUGGAAAAAAAAAUGGGCAUACUGCAUAGUGUAAGUUGCAAUACAGUCUACAAUUACAUAGGAAAAACAUGUCAUACACAGUUGAUUCUUCUCAUGUAAAGAUAGAAACUCGUCAUUCAUGUAUAAGAAGUUGCUCAAUUUUGUUCUGUUACCAUUGUGACUUUACAUUUGUUUAACACCUUUUGAAGAAUAACUAGCACCUCUGUUCAAUUUGUCUUGAUCAUUGGUGGCAGGGUAAAAAAGUUUCUUUCUCCAAUCCGUCCAGAAGAUCUCUAUCUUAUUCUUUAAACAAAGAUAACAGGGAAUAAAUUCUUAGAAUUA